CUCUGGCGCUAGGGUUUUAGCGACGUGCGCUGGUCGCAGGAGGAGGGAAAGAAGAAGGCCCAUCAUCUUCGCCUUUCCAAAACUACAGGUACUUAAAUAAAAACCCAUUCUCCCUCCCCCUCCUCCUCCUCCUUCCUUCUUCUUCCAUCAUGAUAUUCUGCUCCGGUUCAAUCCUCCUGCAAAACCCUAGUCCCCACUCCGUCGGAAAUGGUCGGUUUUGUCUCCGGCCCCGCCUUUGAAGGGCGGGAAGAGGACCCCGAUCGGGCCGCUUCCGACCCGAAGGGUCUCGGCAACCCCCUCGCCCUCCUCGACCAGAAGAUCGGCGACCUCUCGUUCGCCGACUCUUUCCUCGAUUUCGAGUCCAUCCAGGACUGGUUCGAGGACGUCCCCAUGGAUUCGGUGGCCCUGCUGCCCGGGGACUUUGACGCCGCGAAGGUUGAGGAAGGUGCGGAGGAGAUGUUGGUACCCGGGUCUGAGCUAAACGCGGGCGCUUGCGAGGCGGCGGCUGGAGUUUCGGGUGCGGCGGCGGUGAAGGUUGAGAAGGAGGAGUGGGAAAAGGUGGGGGCUUUGGGCGGUUCGAUCGAGGACAACAUGGGGAGGGUCAGUUUGGCUUGCGGUUCCGGCGUUCCGGUCGUUGCUGACGGUGUCUGUGUGAAGACUGAAGUGGGAAGUGAUGAUGGUGGGGUUGAUAGGAGUUUGGUGCCUGCUGGUGGUUUCGAGAGUGAUGACAGAGUGAAUGCUGUGAAGGGGGAACAGGUGAUUGGUGGUGAUCAUGAGAGAGGAAGCAUUUUAGAGCCCCACGGCUCUCGUUCAGCUUCGUCGUCAUCCUCCAGUAGUAGUGAUGACGACGGUGACAGCGACGGGGAGGAAGAGAGGAAGAGGAUGGAGGAAAAAGGACAGGUGGAUGAAACGGGUGAAAUGGAAGAAGGUGAAAUACGGGAACUUGAUGGGGGAGAGGAAUCUGGUGAGGAGAAGAAUGGCGACGAUAAUAAAGACAGUGAUGAAGAUCGUCAGGAUGUACGGGAUAUGGUUAGUUGGAGUGAUGUUGAAGAUGAAGAUGAUGGUGUUGCUGGCACUGGUGCUAAGGGCGGACCCAUCAGGUCAAAAAAUGAGGUCAAGGAUCUCCCUCCAGUUCCUCCUGUAAAUGCAACACUGCAGCCGCAUCAUCAGAUGUCGCCAGUUGGAGUUGUUCUAUCGAUUUUAGGAGCCCAAGUUAUUGUUGAAGGGGUGGAGAAGCACAAUCCUCUUAAUGAGGGCUCUAUCCUUUGGAUCACUGAGACCAGAACCCCAUUGGGGCUGGUGGAUGAAAUUUUUGGACCCGUCAAAAACCCUUACUAUAUGGUAAGAUACAAUUCAGAAGCUGAAGUCCCUGCCAGCAUCCACCAAGGCACUUUGAUCUCUUCUGUUCCAGAAUUUGCCAGUUAUGUGCUUAAUGAGAAAAAUCUGUACAAGAAAGGAUAUGAUGCCUCAGGUGAGAAUGACGAAGAGUUGUCGGAGGAGGCAGAGUUUUCAGAUGAUGAAAAAGAGGCCGAGUACAGGAGAAUGCAGAGAAUGGCAAAGAGGGGCACAAACAUGGAUGACCAGAGAGCUGAAAACAGGAAAAACAACAAAAAGAAGGUCAGAAGUAGGGAAUCGAACUGGAAAAAUGGUAAACCUUCGCCACAGCAACUGCCGGCGAGAGUGGCUCCUCCCGUAUCAAAUCAAACUCAGCAUCAAAUCUCACCUAGAGCACCAUCAUUGGACUACAGUAAUUUCACGACAUCCUCUGCCAUUCAACCAGGUAAUAUGGGUGGAAUCGGCACAAAUUCACCAUUUCCGCUUAUGCAGCCAAACAGUGGCUCCAUUCUACCGCUACAUGAAGCUUGGGUGAACGGCUUGCCCUUGCAACAACCAAUGGGUGCUAUUUUUGCUAAUGGAAUUCCAAAUGGAAUGCCGUGGCCUCCACGUGGUAGUCAAUUUCCAUUUCAAAUGCCUCUUCCCAACCAAAUGCCAUUUCAGCAGCAGUUUGAUCUGAGCCAGGGAUUACUUCCCAACAUGGUCCUACCGAUGGGGCAGUCAAAUGCUUUACGGCCUGGUUUGGCAUCUUGGCCCAAUCCCAUGGGUCAAAAUGACUGCAACCAAAUGACAGUUGGGAUUGGUGCAUUUGGCCAAAGUAGUCAUCCAAUUUUCAAUGCUGGAGGACAAGGGUUUCAGUUCAAUGGAACCCGAGUUGAUCAGACCAGCUAUGCACAGCCACCUCCUGCAAAUCCUUGUCCAGCUGAUGCUCCGGGGCCAUUCAAGCAGCGCGGUCCAUCCUUCGGCCGUGGGAAGAAACCAUAUCGUGGAAGAGGUGGUCGAUUUUCGGGUGGUAGAAGCCAGCAGCAACCUCGCUGACAAUUGCGGUUGCUGUUCGUAGUGUUUGUGCAGUAGUUUGAUUGCAAGCUGCAGCAAUCAUGCCUCGAGCCUUCUAGCGAGAAAGAAUGUAUAAUGUGAUGCUGCAGGGGAAGCGGUAAUUCGUAAUUUUCUGGUUCAAUAUGAGAAAAUCCCCUGGGUAUGUAAGCCAACUUUGUCUCCAGUGAAUUUUGUUUUGUGGGCAUCCCAUGUUUUAUCUUUGUAUUUAGAGUUUCUAUUCACAAUUUUUGCGUUCACACUCUGCUGUAUUGAUGCGAGACAUAGUUUCAAUAUAUAUAAAGCUUCAGAGAUUAGAGAUCUUCA
Messenger RNA from Eucalyptus grandis, 2694 nucleotides. Its product is annotated as H/ACA ribonucleoprotein complex non-core subunit NAF1. Gene Ontology annotation, biological process: ribosome biogenesis; pseudouridine synthesis; box H/ACA snoRNP assembly. The record is from RefSeq and is a predicted model, not a curated record. The coding region runs from base 208 to 2373 and encodes 721 amino acids. Gene Ontology annotation, molecular function: RNA binding. The transcript is spliced from 3 exons. NCBI's taxonomy places the organism in Eukaryota, Viridiplantae, Streptophyta, Magnoliopsida, Myrtales, Myrtaceae. Gene Ontology annotation, cellular component: sno(s)RNA-containing ribonucleoprotein complex.